UUUUGAAAACAAGAAAAACAAAAACAGAUAAACCACCACCAUCUCUUAACUAAAAGCCCAUACUUGUCAUUUACAGAUACUCGCUGCCCUCUCUCUCUGUCUCUCUCUCUCUCUCUCUCUCUCCCUUCCUUUGCUUGACCUUGCUUCAAACCCUAACUCUCAUUAUUUUUAUUUUAAAAUAUUCACAACAAAACAAAACAAAACAAUUCCCAUAUUCAGAAAACAUUUUCUUGGUUUUUGUUUGUUCAGUUUUAUCAAGAAUGGGUGCACCAAACGGAGACCCAGAUCACCUAAGUGGCUGCCGCGGAGGUGAUGGAGCCUGACCCGACAUCUCACAUGCAUUAUGGGGAAGGCUGAGGAUGAGCGAACUCUUGCCGUUAGUGUUGUCAAUGAGAAUGUACAGCAAAAUGUGGACACCAGAUUUGUGUGUAAAGGAUGUUGUUGGAUUUAUAGGCUCAUUGGCUUCAAAUGUUUCUUCAUGCUCUUGUUAUCGCUUGCCGUCUUUCUCUCCGCUUUGUUUUGGUUGCCUCCUUUUCUUCCGUUUUCAGAUCAGAAGGAUCUGGAUCUUUAUUCUAAGUUUAAAGAUCACGGCAUUGUUGCAAGUUUCAAUCUUCAGAAGCCAGUUUCUUUGCUGGAAGACAAUAUCGUACAGCUUGAGUUGGACAUUUAUAACGAGAUCAGUGUUCCAACCAUCAAAGUGGUUAUUUUAUCUCUAGAUCCUGUAGCUGGAUCGAACAUAACGAAGGUGGUGUUUGCGGUUGAUCCAGAUGCAAAAAAUUCAAAAAUUUCUUUAUAUUCUCAAAGCUUGAUCAGGUCAUCAUUUGUAUAUUUGGUUUUAAACCAAUCAUCCCUUCGCCUGACUACAUCCUUGUUUGGGGACCCGUUGUUUUUUGAGGUUUUGAAAUUCCCUGGAGGAAUUACUGUGAUUCCUCUACAGAGUGCGUUUCUUCUGCAGAAAGUGCAAAUCCUUUUCAACUUUACCUUGAACUUCUCUAUUUAUCAAAUACAAGAAAAUUUCAAUGAACUGACAAGCCAGCUGAAGUCAGGAUUACAUCUGGCACCCUAUGAGAAUUUGUAUAUAAGCUUGUUGAAUUCCAAAGGUUCAACAGUGGCUCCCCCCACAAUUGUUCAGUCUUCUGUUGUUUUGGCGGUUGGAAAUACUCCCUCAACCCCAAGGUUGAAGCAGCUCGCUCAGACAAUCACUGGUUCAAAUUCCAAAAACCUUGGCUUAAAUAACACUGUAUUUGGUAGGGUUAAGCAAGUUCGACUUUCAUCUAUCUUGCAACACUCCCUCAAUGGUGGCGAUGGCAGUGCCCCCUCAUCAUCACCUUCUCCAGCUCCUCUACCUCAUUCCCACCAUCACCACCAUCACCACCACCAUCAACACCAUCACCAUCACCACAAUGACCAUCUAGCUCCUGCAACUUCUCCAACACCUGCGACUCAGACAGCUGCACCUCUGCCAGCGCAUGGUUCACCUGCCCCAAUGAAAAAUUCACCUGCACCUCAGAAAAGUCAUGAGGCAAAGCCUCCUGGCUGCCACAGUGCGAAUAAAAGGGGGUCUGCAAAAAAAGGAAGGACACGGUCCCGUUUGGCCCCUACCAUUGCUCCCACUAUUUCUCCUCACCGUUCUGCUGCCUCACCGCAUGCACGUAUAGCUCCACCGAGACCUAUGCCUGCACCUUUCUCCCAUUCACAUCCUGCAUCAAGUCCUUUGCCAAAUGUUGUUUUUGCUCAUGCGAGGCCCCCAUCAAAGAGUGGUUCAGACGUGGAGCAUCAUAACUCAAUGCCGCCAGUGUCACAAUCUCCUUUUUCAUCUUCUGCAGGUGAUACAGCUGUUCAAUUGGCGUUGUCACUCUUGUUAGCUGUUGUAUUACAUUUUUAACAAUGAAGACGAAAUAACCUACUGUCUAGAUAAAAUUGCUUCUCUGGUAUUCGAGGGAAUCAAUUGUAUUUUUCAAAUUUAAAUGGACCGAUAAAUUGGAGGAGCUUUGUAAGUGGGAGCAGCGCAAAGGGCGUGCCUCACAUCUGAGUGGAUAUAUGUUUUUGUGCAUGUAAAUAUUGGAUAAAAAAAAAAAAAAAAAAAAAAAUACAAGCUGG
Messenger RNA from Pistacia vera, 2100 nucleotides. RefSeq lists its product as uncharacterized. The transcript is spliced from 6 exons. NCBI's taxonomy places the organism in Eukaryota, Viridiplantae, Streptophyta, Magnoliopsida, Sapindales, Anacardiaceae. Bases 344 to 1885 code for a protein of 513 amino acids. The record is from RefSeq and is a predicted model, not a curated record.